CAUUACAUUUUUCAUGUCAAAUGUUUGCGGGUGUGGUUAAUGGUGUAAAAACGUAUAUUUUUUUUUAAUUCCUUAUCAACAAUGGAAUUUCUUUUAAGAAAAUAUAGAUAUUUUGAAGAAAGGAUAUUACAUAGUUUGAAAGAUAAUGGCAUAAAACAUCGGAUAAAAGCUAAUACUGGAUUAUGGCUUGGAACAUUAAUAGGUCUAAGCGCAAUUUUAACUCUAUUAGAAGAAGAUACUAGUUAUUCUGAAAUCUGUCUAAUUGUGGGUCUCACAGGAAUUGGUCUUAUUAUUAGUUCUAUAUGUUUAUAUUUGAGAUUAUCAAGUGAAAAAAUAACAGUUAAAGAUUUUCAAGCUAUAUAUUUUUUACCAGCUAUAAUAACAUCCUUAUUAUAUCUUUUUGUUGCAAAUAAAGGACUAUUGAUGAGUGUCAUAUGGGGCUUAAGUGUUAGUAGUUUAGGAACUUGGGGCAUUCUUCAAUUGAUGUCUAUAUUUCCUUAUUGUUUUACAAUCGGAGAAGCAACAGCAGCUAUGCAUGGGUGUAUUUUAUUUCUUAUAUCUGUGGUAACAAAUUUGCCCUUAAGAUAUCAUUUGCCACCAAUCCAUGAUAAUGAUAUUGCAACAGUUUUUUUACAGGUUAUAAUGCUAUAUGUAAUAUCAGUAUGUUUAAUAUCUAAUUAUUUUCCAAUGUUUAAUUCAACUAAAAAUUUUUAUAUAUUGGCUAUUAGUCUUUUAACAAUUGUUAUACCAUUAAUGUAUAUCUUAUUGGAUCAAAAUCCUUUGAUUUGGAUAUUUUAUUUCUGUAGUAAAACGAAUAAGAUCAUCUUAAUUGGAUAUUGGAUUAUAUGUUUAUUAUUAGGUAUAACAGUUGUUACAUAUCAAAUAUUAAUAAAUCUUCAAGCAACAACUUCAACUAGAAAAAUGUUUCAUUUAUUAGCUGUACUUGUGUAUAUACCUGGUUUAAUAUAUGAACGUACAUUACUAUAUCUAGCUAGUGGUAUAAUAAUGGGAUUAUUUGUAUUUCUCGAGUUGAUAAGAUAUUUACAAAUACCACCUCUUGGGAAAAUAUUACAACAAGGAUUUUCUGUGUUUGCUGAUGAAAAAGAUAAUUUGAUUUCUUUAACGCCUUUAUAUUUAUUUUGUGGCUUAUCUUUUCCACUUUGGAUGCCUACCAAUAAUCUUUCAUUAUUAAUUUUGCUCAGUGGUAUUUUAACAGUUGGUGUGGGUGAUACUGCUGCUAGUUUUAUUGGUAGUAAAUGGGGCUUUCACAAAUGGACCAAUUCAAAUAAAUCUUUUGAAGGAACAAUUGCUUGUUUUCUUACUCAAAUUGGAUUAAUAUGUUUUCUAACAUUUAUGGGUUACAUAGAUAGUGGUUGGUUAUUUUUGCGAAGUUUAUUAUUAAGUAUUGUGCUGUCAUUUGUCGAAGCACAAACAAAUCAAGUUGAUAAUUUAGCAUUACCUUUGUUAAUGUAUGUAUGUUUAAUAGUUUAGAUGUUUUUUUAAUAUAAAAUAGUAUAUAGUAAAUAUUUUGAAAAUAACAUAAAUAUUGAUUGUUUAACAUAGAAUGGACCAAAGGUAUAUAUAAUGUUUUCUUAUUUCAUUAUUUUAUAUUUAUAUUUAAAAUAUUUAAAAUAUAGGAAAAUAUUUUUUUGUAUAUAACAUAUUUUUUUAAAUAAUGCACUGAUUUAUUUUGCUAUAAAUAAUAUUUAAUAUUACUUAUUAAUCAAAAACUUUUUAAACUAUAUGCUAUUUCAUUAUUAAUAAUGAAUUAAAAUUCUAUAAUAUAAAAAUUAUAUGCCUUAUUUGAAAUUUUUUUUUGUAAUUUAUAUUUUAAAUAAUACAAAGAUUUUACCAAUAUAUAUUAUUUUCUUGUAAGUUUUAUAAAAUAAUAUUUAUGUGAAAUGUUUAUAUUAUUUUUGUACAUAAACAGGAAUGUUUAUUAAUAUGUUUGAACACAUAAAUUCUUAUAUGAAUAAUUAAUUACUUAAAAUAUUUGAUAUUUAUGCAUUUAAUCAUCUAAUUUUUUAUUUUUAAUAUGUGCAAAAAGUAUGAAUGUAUUGCAAUGAUUUAUAUAACUUAUUAUUCUAUAAUUUAUUCAUUCCUGUUAAUGCAUUUUUAUAUUUCACUCAAAAAAAUUUGUAAACAAAAUUUAUAAAUAAAAUAUUUUUAUAACUG
Messenger RNA from Apis dorsata (giant honeybee), 2175 nucleotides. RefSeq names its product dolichol kinase (gene Dolk). Gene Ontology annotation, molecular function: dolichol kinase activity. The record is from RefSeq and is a predicted model, not a curated record. The transcript is spliced from 7 exons. Lineage: Eukaryota; Metazoa; Arthropoda; Insecta; Hymenoptera; Apidae. Gene Ontology annotation, cellular component: endoplasmic reticulum membrane. The coding region runs from base 82 to 1491 and encodes 469 amino acids. Gene Ontology annotation, biological process: dolichyl monophosphate biosynthetic process.